This is a messenger RNA of Seminavis robusta, 384 nucleotides long. The record is from the annotation of a GenBank genome assembly. Lineage: Eukaryota; Bacillariophyta; Bacillariophyceae; Naviculales; Naviculaceae.
AUGACGAGAAGACAUUCGAGGUUGCUGCUGCUCGUCCUGAAAAGGUCAUGCUCAGCACCUGCUACGGCUGAAGAAGAAUCAUCGACUGCGACAAUAUGGGAAUUGUGGAAGCUACAACUGAUGCAGAAAAAGGAGAGGGAGAUGGUCAUCAUGGACAUGGAAGUAUUUGGGGAGAGAUCGUCAACAACAAACCACCAACGAAGCUUCAGGCAACUCACAUGGCCGUCGAUUUUACCCGCUCUUGCUUUCGUCGCCUUCACCGUCGCGUUGGCGGCUGUUCGUGAUUCCGUGGGAGGAGAGCAUGCAUAUUCCUUUUGGCUUGUGGCAUCCUGUCUCAGUGUCGUCGUGCACACGGCUAUUGAAGUGUGCCUUAUAACUACCUGA